AUGGAAAAUUACUCUGAAGAAUUCAUGUUUGUACUUCAUGGACUGAAUGACACAUCAACAAACAGACAUAUUUACUUUGCAUUUGGUCUUCUUUUCUAUAUUUUGACGCUGUUUGUAAAUUUGAUGUUAAUAAUAACAGUUAUUCUGGAUAAGACACUUCAUGAACCUAUGUAUCUGUUUAUAUGCAGUUUAUUUGUAAAUGGAAUAUGUGGUGCUUCUGCUUUCUAUCCAAAAAUUCUUGCUGAUCUUUUAUCAGACUAUCAUGUAAUAUCAUAUACAGUGUGCCUGGCACAAACAUGUGUAAUUUUCUGUUAUGCUUUGUGUGAACUUGCAUGUUUAACAGUCAUGGCAUAUGACAGAUACGUAGCAAUUUGUAAACCUUUGGAAUAUCUGUGUAUUAUGACACACCAGAAGAUUGUCAAACUGCUGGCUUUUAGUUGGCUCUUCUCCUUACUGCAAACAACAAUUGGUGCGGUACUGACAGUCAGACUGCCCUUAUGUGGUAAUCAUAUUGACAUGCUUUAUUGCUCUAACUGGGAGGUUGUUAAGCUAUCUUGCAAAGAUGUGACUAUGAUGGAUAUGUAUGGGAACAUACUAAUAAUUUAUCAUGUUUCCCAAGUAAUAUUUGUCAUUGUGUCAUAUAUUCACAUCAUAAGAACUUCUUUACAAUCCAAGGCAGGGAGGGUUAAAUUUAUGCAGACAUGUCUUCCACAUUUAAUCACACUCACAAACUUCACCGUUUCCCUACUCUUCGAUAUCAUAUAUUCUCGCUAUGUCAAAAGUCAAACACAGCAAGCUCUACACAAUAUCUUGGGUAUGGAGUUUCUUGUUGUGCCUCCUCUCCUAAAUCCCAUAAUAUAUGGAAUGAAACUCACCCAGAUGCGGCGCCAGUUUGUAAAAAUAUACUGGAAGAGCCUUAAAGCAGUGAGACAGGGCUGA
Electrophorus electricus (electric eel) is the source of this 939-nucleotide messenger RNA. Its product is annotated as olfactory receptor 4S1-like. Gene Ontology annotation, molecular function: G protein-coupled receptor activity; olfactory receptor activity; odorant binding. Gene Ontology annotation, biological process: detection of chemical stimulus involved in sensory perception of smell; G protein-coupled receptor signaling pathway. NCBI's taxonomy places the organism in Eukaryota, Metazoa, Chordata, Actinopteri, Gymnotiformes, Gymnotidae. Gene Ontology annotation, cellular component: membrane. The record is from RefSeq and is a predicted model, not a curated record.